Schistocerca cancellata (South American locust) is the source of this 3621-nucleotide messenger RNA. Its product is annotated as transient receptor potential channel pyrexia-like. The record is from RefSeq and is a predicted model, not a curated record. Gene Ontology annotation, cellular component: membrane. Lineage: Eukaryota; Metazoa; Arthropoda; Insecta; Orthoptera; Acrididae. Gene Ontology annotation, molecular function: monoatomic ion channel activity; protein binding. The transcript is spliced from 14 exons. Gene Ontology annotation, biological process: transmembrane transport; monoatomic ion transport. The coding region runs from base 257 to 3190 and encodes 977 amino acids.
GGCUGCAGUCGCUUGCGGUCGAGCGCAAGGAACUGCUUAUCUGCCGAGGCAUUGUUUUCAUCCGCUGGCCGGCCGCGUUGCGACAAGGUGUAGACGGCGCCACGGGGCCACGGUUCCGGAUUCGGCAAGGUGUGCGGCCGGAGUGACCACGCGCGCUUCUUGUGCGAGGAGUGAUAAUCGACGUCAGUACUCGCGAGUGGAUACAGGGUUACGUGGAUGACAGCGCACGCCAGGGUGGACAUUCUACUCUGCAGCCAUGAACAGCGUUACUAACGAUGUGGCGGUAAUUCGGUCUAUGCCCCAAUUCAGACAAGAUCGGCGCAGCGCUGGGAAGUCCCUACAGGGCGAUCUGAGGCUGAAUGACGUCACCACGCCAGAUCGGCGCAGUGCUGGGAAGUCCCUACAGGGCGACAUGAGGAAGAGUGACGUUCCCUCACCAGACAGUCGACACGCGUACCCGCCGGACGUGACGGUGUCUCGCCAGAUGAGCGGCGACUUCUUCGAGGGUGCCGACGAGCUGCUGAAGGCGCUGGGGGCCGGCGACGCGGCCGCCGUGGGCGCCAUCUUGGACAGCCACCCGCACCUCGCCACGGCGCGCAUGGGGCCCGUCCGCAUCACUGCGCUGCAGGUGGCGGCGUCGCUGCCGGAUGCGGGUGAGUCCCUGGCUGUGACGCAGGCGGUGCUGCGGCGCUGCCCUCUGGUGUCCGGGGAGGACCGCCUGGGACGCGGCGCGCUCUAUCACGCGGCAGCGCGUGGCCACCUGGAGGUGGUGCGGCUGCUGCUGACGGCGGGCGCCAGCCCCAACGCCGCCGCCGGCAUGCACGGCUCCACCACCGACCUGCUCGACGGCAUCUCCACCCUCGACACCAACAUGCAACUCGUCAACGAGAAGCUGUGCGACGUGGAGUGCCUGGGCCGGACGCCUCUGCACCAGGCUGCCAAGGCGGGCCACGACGCCGUGGUGGCGCUGCUGCUGCAGGCGGGGGCGCAGCCGGACGCCAGCGACGUGGCGGGCGUGACGCCGCUGCUGCUCGCGGGCGCCGGCGUCGCCGCCAAAGACCGCGCUGCCGUCGCCAGGUACGAGAAGGUGGUGGAGCACCUGGUGCGCGGUGGCGCCAACGUGAAGCAGCGUAACCCGGCGACGGGCAUGACGGCGCUGCACCACGCGACGCUGCUGUGCUCAGAGCGCGCCACCGCCGAGCUGCUGCAGGCGGGGGCCGUGGCUGGCGCCGGGGGCGGCUGCGGCGGCGAGACGGCACUCCACACGGCCGCCAGCGCCGGCUGCCUCCGAGUCGUCCGCUUGCUGCUCGACAAGGGCGGCGCGCCGCUCGUCAACUCCCCGGACCAGGUGGGGUGCACGCCGCUGCACAAGGCGGCCUACACGGGCUCCCGCUGCUGCCUCUCGCUGCUGCUGCAGAGGGGCGGCAACCUGGCGGCGCAGACGGCGGCCGGCUUCACCGUCGUCGACCUCAUCUUCUCCUACGUGCCGCGGCCGCUCAACUUCCUCACGAGGGUCCUCGAUUCUGGCGUCAGCUCCAACUCAGCUUCCGUCAACGACAGGGACUUCAGGAUCCGCGUGGACUUCUCGGUGCUGAUGCCGGAGGCUGCGGAACUGCAGAUGGACGUAACGAGCGCCGUCAUGUCCGGCUCCAGCGACCUACACCAGAUGACGCUGUUCCAGCACCCACUGCUGGAGCUGUUCGUGCGCUCCAAGUGGCGCCGUCUGCGCCUCUUUUUCGUCGCCAUCGUCGCCCUGCAGGUGUGCCUCGUCGUCUCGCUCUCCUGGUUCAUCGUCCUCCGCAGGGAGACUUUUGCCUCUCGGCUACCGGAGAACAGCGUGGAGCGCGCGCUGCGGCGCGUGGCGCUGGUCUCGUCGGUGACGCUGCUGCUGCACGGGCUGGCGCAGGUGGGCAUGUACCCGAAGCACUACCUGCGCGAGAGCGAGACCUGGCUCAACCUGGGCUGCAGCUCGCUGGUGCUGCUGGUGGCGGCGGCCGGCGAGGUCGGCCAGCCGGCGGACAUGGCCGUCUCCACGCGCCACCAGCUCAUCGUGCACGCCGCCGCGCUCGCCGUCCUCGCCGCCUGGGCCGACCUCAUGAUGCUCGUCAGCCGCUUCUCCGUCUGGGGCUACUACGCGCUCAUGUUCAACGCCGUGCUCCUCAACGUCACCAAGGUGCUGUUCGUGUUUAUGUUUCUAAUCUUCGGCUUCGCGCUGAGCUUCUCGAUCAUCUUCUACCGGAGCCCGUACUUCGGCAACCCGUGGAAGGCGCUGCUGAAGACGACGGUGAUGAUGACGGGGGAGUUCGAAUACGACGACAUGUUCGACGACAAGCAGAAGAAGGAGGGCGACGAGUGGUCGCGGCUGGAGGUGACGGGCCGCGUCGUCUUCCUGCUCUUCAUCCUGCUCGCCUCCAUCGUCCUCAUGAACCUCAUGGUGGGCCUCGCAGUCAGCGACAUACAGGAGCUGCAGACUGUGGGCCACGUCCGGAAGCUGCUGAAGCAGGCCGAGUUCGUGGUGCACCUGGAGAAGCUGACCCAGCGGAUCACCGUGUGCCGGGAGCGGCUGCGCAUGUCGAGCUUCGUGCGCAUCGACCCAACUUUCACGACACAACCCGUCCUGGGCAGCACGUCAUCGCUCUCCACCAGGGUGCUCGAGUCACUGGUCGGCCUGGCCCUCAGGAACCGCCGUCGUGCCUCUGGGUACCACCGGGGACUGACGCAGCAGCGGAUCGAGGACAGUGAGGACGAGAUAACCGAUGCAGAGGAGGAGGUGCUGCCCACGCCUGCGGCCAGUGCUGCUGGGGCGGGGGCGGGGGCGGCGCCAGCCUGCGGGGACGGCGGGGGUGGAGAGCAGCAGCAGGUGCUGGCGCUGCUGGUGGCGCUGCGGCGCGACGUCGCCGAGCUGCGGGCGCGCCUCGAGGGCGACGCGGAGUGCCUGGAGGCGGCCGAGGACAUGGCGCUGGGCCACGACCCGCUCGGCCACCUGGCGUCGGCGCCGGCGGACGCGCGCCGCUCCGUGCAGAGGGCCUCGACCGCGCCCGUGCUGGACCUGGGCCGCUUCAGCGUGCCCAACGUGCUGCUGGCGCCGCCCGUCCGCCACCGCUACUCCGACGGCCAGGACGCGCAGGGCAUUCUAAGGAGGUUGAGGCGGUCUGCUCGGAUCACGCAUCAUCCGUCCAUGAGGGUAUAGGCUGCACGAGAACGGCAGAACGGCAGGUCAUCUUUUCAGCCUGUUGGGACUCGACCAUGACGGCUCAAACAUUCAUCGACAGCGCUUCCAAGGAAGCAUGCAUCACAUCCUGGUGUUGUUGUUUGUUGAUUGUUGAGAAUAGUCCUAAAAUUAUGAGUCAGCCGAGAGGAAAACCUUUGAAUAAAUAUGAAAGGCAGAGAAAAGUGAAUUAGGUUUUUAAAAUAGAUAGCUAUUAGUUAUGUUUUGUUUGGCGUUUGAAAGAGUUUGUGCGUCAGGAUAGUUUUUACAAUCUUGCGAUAGCAAGUGUGAACACUCGAGACGUUACGCCAGAAUAUAUUAGUAUGCAGCUUUGUAAAUAAACGUACAGGAAUGUGUAGCCAUGUUUACGCACAUGAGAUUGAAAGUAAUAUAUGGACUGCAGUAUCAAUGUA